Messenger RNA from Gossypium raimondii (Peruvian cotton), 1147 nucleotides. RefSeq names its product lipid phosphate phosphatase gamma. The transcript is spliced from 2 exons. Gene Ontology annotation, molecular function: dolichyldiphosphatase activity. Gene Ontology annotation, cellular component: intracellular membrane-bounded organelle; endoplasmic reticulum membrane. NCBI's taxonomy places the organism in Eukaryota, Viridiplantae, Streptophyta, Magnoliopsida, Malvales, Malvaceae. Gene Ontology annotation, biological process: lipid biosynthetic process; protein N-linked glycosylation. The record is from RefSeq and is a predicted model, not a curated record. Bases 137 to 826 code for a protein of 229 amino acids.
GCUUUUAAUUUCACGGCAGUUUCCCCUCAAACAAACAUUGAAAACGCCGGAUUUGACCCAACUCUCCCAAACUAAAUCCCAUCUUAAAGUUAAGUUUGAUCCCAACUUCUCCAAAAACCCAGAUCGAAAUCCCACCAUGACAUAUACUGCACUGAAAGCGGUAAGUUUAACUCAUGUAAGGUAUCAAAGAGGUGACCAACUAGGCCAUGUCUUAGCCUGGGUUUCUUUAGUUCCCGUUUUCAUUUCCCUUGGUGGCUUCGUUUCUCAUUUCAUCUUCCGUAGAGAGCUUCAAAGCAUGUUCUUUGCAUUAGGCCUAGUAAUAUCACAGUUCAUCAAUGAAUUCAUCAAAAAAUCCGUUCAACAAGCCCGCCCUGAAACCUGUGCUCUUUUAGAAAUGUGUGAUUCUCACGGCUGGCCUUCAAGUCACUCUCAAUACAUGUUCUUUUUCGCUGUUUAUUUCACCCUUUUGACAUGUAAAGGGAUCGGUGGGAUUUGGAAUAUUAGAACCAAGUGGGCUGCUUUGUUUUUACCUUGGUCUUUGGCUGUCUUGACUAUGUAUUCUAGGGUUUAUUUGGGUUACCAUACGGUGGCCCAGGUUCUUGCUGGAGCUUCUUUGGGGAUUUUGCUUGGUGGGCUCUGGUUUUGGGUGGUGAAUUCUAUGCUCUUCUGUUAUUUCCCUUUGAUUGAAGAGAGUUCCUUUGGGAGGUUUUUUUAUGUUAAGGAUACUUCUCACAUAUCAGAUGUGUUGAAGUUUGAGUAUGAUAAUGCAAGGGCUGCUAGGAAUACUAUGGCUGCCAGAAAAGCCAUGGCUUCCAAGAGCAGUUGAUUAAACACAAACUUAUCAGGUCAUAUUCUUGAUACCAAUGUUUCAAGAUCCAACUUCUGUGCCAAUGGAUGAUUGAAUGAGAAAUCAAAACGGGGCAUUGAUGUUUGAGGAUGCUGUAUGUGUGUGUCAGUUAAGAACAUGUUUCUGUGUUUUUUUGUUAUACCACGAUGAAAGAAACAUCAUUGCAAAACACAAAUACAUACAUAUCAUUUACAAUCUUCUAUUUUGUUACACUUUUGGUUAUAAUCAGUUGGUUUAACAAACAGGUGCUAACUUGGAUCUAAUGAAAGAUGUGCAAUGUUUCAAUGUUGACUAUGGAAA